Messenger RNA from Lentinula edodes (shiitake mushroom), 1039 nucleotides. RefSeq lists its product as uncharacterized. NCBI's taxonomy places the organism in Eukaryota, Fungi, Basidiomycota, Agaricomycetes, Agaricales, Omphalotaceae. The record is from RefSeq and is a predicted model, not a curated record. Gene Ontology annotation, biological process: (1->6)-beta-D-glucan biosynthetic process; cell wall biogenesis. Bases 176 to 934 code for a protein of 252 amino acids. The transcript is spliced from 6 exons.
UAUUGGCUCACGACCAUCACAACGAAGUUUUACGACGACUGUCUAGACUCUUAUAAACCUCUUACGCGCUUUUCUUUGGCUCAAUAUAUGCCAUAGCUAUACAACUUUUACUUGAAAACCCCACAAAAAUCAACCACACGUUCAACCCUCACUCGUUUAUCCACAAUCGCCCCCGAUGUACCGAUUUCUCUUCAUGGCCCUGGCUUUGGCAUUUGUAGCGCUGGAUGCUUUUACAGCUGUCCAAGCUACUCUAUAUGUUAUUCAACCUUCAGCAGGUUCCACUUGCAGUGGUGGAUCUCCCUGUACCGUGCAAUGGCUGGACGACGGUACAACUCCUCUCAACUCGAACAUCGGUGUCACAACUUGUGGUCUUUAUACAGGAGACAUGCAACUCGUGCAAACCAUCGACCCAGUAGAUGUGUCAAGCACUCAGUCGUUAGUGUUCACCCCCAUAUCCGAUGCAGGACCUGAUUCUAGCGAUUAUUACAUCGCGUUCACCUCUACAAACCUUGAAAUAAAUGGCACGAAAUACACCAGCUAUUCGUCCUUUUUCAGCCUCAACAAUAUGACCGGCUCCUUCUCUUCGUCUGUUGCCUCUGCGACAUCUUCUAUCCCUAUCCCGUCUUCACUUACCGGAUCGAGUGCGUAUAGUGAAACUGGUGUUCUAUCUACAGUCACUGUUGGAACAAUCACGACGUCGUCGUCUACUGCAGGUAGUUCAUCGGCAACCGCAACGAUAGCGUCUUCCUCUAAAUUUUCUACUUCACGAUCAUCGUCUGCAACGUCUAGCGGUUCAGUUUCUGCCUCUAGUGGGGCUUCCGCGUCUAGCUCAACGGCAUCCGGUGCAACGUCUUCAAAUGGUGCGGUACCUCUGCGAACUGCAUCUCUGACAUUCUUUGGUGUCCUUUCCUUUACUCUCGUUUUGUUUUUGUAAAUUGCAUCUGGCAUCUGUCCAUCGCGUUACCACUCAUCAUUUUAUUCGAUGCUUGGAUUGUUGUUCCGCUAUCUUUAUCCACUUUCUUCCGUGAUACCUUGGCGA